Messenger RNA from Lutzomyia longipalpis, 1731 nucleotides. RefSeq names its product sodium-coupled monocarboxylate transporter 1-like. Gene Ontology annotation, molecular function: symporter activity. The coding region runs from base 19 to 1455 and encodes 478 amino acids. Gene Ontology annotation, biological process: transmembrane transport; sodium ion transport. The transcript is spliced from 3 exons. NCBI's taxonomy places the organism in Eukaryota, Metazoa, Arthropoda, Insecta, Diptera, Psychodidae. The record is from RefSeq and is a predicted model, not a curated record. Gene Ontology annotation, cellular component: membrane.
UCAUUCAAUACAGUUGUAAUGGGAGUUUUCGUCUCAUGGAUAUUCUUACCGAUUUUCUCCGAACUCAAACUAACUUCCGUCUUUAAGUACUUUGAGCUGCGAUUCAAUCGAAGAGUGAGAUUGCUGGCGAGUGGAUUGUACCUCUUUAGCAGCCUAAUCUACCUGCCUGUUAUAAUCUACGUUCCUGCACUAACCUUCCAGAGAGUUACUGGAUUAGACACCUACGUAACAGUGGUAGCUUUAACAGUGAUUUGUGCUAUAUAUACUGCAAUUGGUGGAUUUAAGGCUGUAAUUUGGACUGAUGUAGUACAACUGAUCUUUAUGUUUGGCUCACUGUUUACCAUAAUUAUCAUUGGAAUUUAUUCAGCAAAUGGGGUUGAAAAUGUUAUUGAUGCAGCUAAUCGAGGUGGAAGAUUAGUCAUUGCUAAUUACAAAGAAAUAAACUCAAGAUCAUCAAUUUGGGGUCAUGUAUUCUCUACUUCACUGGUAGCGGUCUAUCAGUUUGGCCUGAAUCAAACAAAUAUUCAGAGAUUCAUGUCCUUUUCAAAUCUCAAGACAAUGAGAAUAUCAGUUUGGAUUCUUGCUGCGGUGUUUAGCAUCUUCAUGAUACUCUCUUCAAUUUUGGGAAUUAUCGUUUAUGCAAAUUACGAGAGCUGUGACCCUUUUGGAGCAGGACUUAUCAAAAGGAUUGAUCAUAUUCUUCCUCAUUUUAUUCAAGACAAGGCAAACCUUUUUCUCGGCUUCAGUGGAAUCUUCAUUGCUGGACUCUUCUCGUCAAGCUUAUCAACGUCUUCGUCCUACUUGAAUGCUAUGAGCGGAAUCAUCUAUGAAGACUUUAUAAGCCAGAGAUAUCCUAGAAUGAAAGAGAGCACAGCUGGUAAAGUUAUGAAAGCAACUGUAUUCAUUCUUGCUGUCUUCCAAAUAAUCUUGGUUUUCUUCAUUGAACAAAUGGGUUCGAUACUAAAAAUUGUUACACAAUGCAUGUCUCUCAAUGCAUGUGCUCUACUCACCCUCUUUGCUCUUGGUGUAUUUAUUCCUCAUGCUAACAGCAAGGGAGGUCAAUUUGGAGCAUUGGCUUCAAUUGCCUGUAUUCUUACUUUAAUGCUUGGAAGCCUUAAUGGCGUACACGAACCUACUCUUCCAUUGCGGACAGAUGGUUGUGACCUUAAGAUUCCUUUACAACUGGACACCUUUAAUAGAACUGUAAAUAGACUUUCUGAUGUUCUUGUUAAAGAAGCAGAAGAAAAUGAUAUUUUCUGGAUCUUCAAAAUUAACUACAACUACUACGGAUUGAUAGGGAUUUUUAUAGGUUUAUUAGUAGGUUCCACAGUUAGUUUCCUCACUGGAGGAAAUGCUAUUAAAGACCAAAAACUCAUUGCUAAAUUUCUGAGAGAGAAGCCUUUGCAAGAAGAAGAAAUGAUCCUAAAGAAACCAAUAAUUCAGGAACAGAUUUAAAUGUUUUCUAUUUAUUUAUUUUCUAUUCACAGAGACCGUUAAGUUUGACUGAAAUAUUUUAAUUUAAAAGCUUUUUUUGUAAUUUAUUUAAACUAGUAAUUUAUUCAAAAAGGAUCAGUCAUAAAUAAAUAAAUAUAAAAUGAACAAAUUUUAACUAUUUAGAACACAUUAUUGCUUGCUAAGGAGAAUCAGAUUCCCUCUUCUUGGAAUGGAAAUAAAUUUUAUGAUCGCGAUCCUCUGCAACAUCCUUGCGUGCUAACAUUUGAUUUCCCCCAU